Molecule: messenger RNA, 4004 nt
Organism: Scheffersomyces amazonensis
Lineage: Eukaryota; Fungi; Ascomycota; Pichiomycetes; Serinales; Debaryomycetaceae
Exons: 1
Coding region: 47-3979 (1310 amino acids)
Biological process (GO): mitochondrial transcription
Cellular component (GO): mitochondrial DNA-directed RNA polymerase complex
Molecular function (GO): DNA-directed RNA polymerase activity; mitochondrial promoter sequence-specific DNA binding
Source: RefSeq, a predicted model, not a curated record
AUUACUGGCAAAUAUAUAUAGUGUUACACGAUAGUUUAUAUGAUUCAUGGGAUUAUAUAGAGUGGGAGGGAUAAGUCUUCCUAAAAAAAAAUUACUUAGCUAUUGUUAUUCGACUAUUGCAUUGGCUACAAAGACUUCAGUACCUUCACACUCAACUACACAUUCACCUUCUCCUUUCCAUUAUCGUCCUCGAGAUCAGAGUGACAUAUUGAAUUCCAAUCCGUUUGAUUUAAUUUUGGAUGAAAAGAAUGAUAGUACACGAGUUAAUAAACGAACUAUAAAUGAAUAUAUAAUAAUCAAUAACUUUUUGCAAUCAGUAUUUAAUGAUGAUUUCGGAAGAUCUCGAAUAAUAUUAAAUAAGUUAUCGUCUCGAAUAAGAGAUUCUGGUUUAGUUAAUUAUUACUCCUGUAUGGCCUUAUUGGUAUCACAUUUACUUUCUGAUUCCAAUAAUUUAACCAUACAAAAUAUAAAGAUUCUUAUAGAUGAACUCGAUUAUAUGCAUAAAAAAAAUGAUGAACAUUUAUAUCCAACAAAAGAAAUAGUUGGACUUGAAGAUCAGAUUAAGAUUAAACUAAUUAAAUGUUUACUAUACUGCUUCCAUGAUGCAUCUCAAAAAAGAAAUAAACAAAAUAUCCUUAUUUCAAUUGCUGAAUAUAUCUAUACCAAUAUGCAAAAAUAUUCAUUACUUAAGAAUCAGGAAUUGAUAGAUGAGUUAAAUAAUCGUAAAUUACUUGAAAGUUAUAUACAUAUAUUAAGAAUAAUGGGAAUCCCCAUAGCUCCUGCAUUGAUGAAACAAUUAAACUUAUACAUUAAUGAGAUAGAAGCAGUUAAUGCUGAUGAUGAUAAAGAAACCGUAGCUAUUGAAUCCUAUAUGGAUGAUUAUGGAUACAUGAAUCUCAGUAGGUUAUGCCAAUAUAUCACAGACAGUCGUUUUACGAAAUACGAUAAAGACGAAUACAAAAAUACUCCACAUAUGUUUGAAAUAUACGAAGACUUAGUUCAAAAGGAUCCCAACCAGGCAGAAAUCUUUUAUCAGGAAUAUAUCGAUUAUAAUAAAAGUCGAGAAUUAAAUAUUGAAAACAGUGCACGAUUCUUAAUGGAGAAUAUGAAUAUCAUUGGCAACAAUUCUAAGAAAAAGUCUGUUAGUUCAAAUUUGCAAGACCUUAGUUUGGGUGGCUUUAGUACUUCACAUUCAGCUCUCUUAACUAAAUGGCUUGAUGAUAGUGUGAAAUUAGUAAUUGAUAUGGUGAAAAGGGUUCAAGCUUAUGAAGAUGAUUCUAGGAAAAAGGAAGAAUUGACAGAAGAUGAAAUAACCGUAUUAAGAUCAAUAGCUAUUAUGAAUAUUGUACCUAAACGAUCAUUAAUGUUAAUGCUAAUAUCAAGUCUAUUAUCUCGCAUAAUGAUAUCUGAAACAGGAUCUAUUUAUCUCCUGACCAUUACUGAAGAUUUCUCAAGAACUUUUAAAUGGUUUUUAUGGAAGGAGAAAUCCCUUAUACCAGUAAGAAAUGAAUUACAUAGAUUUUUAAAGGAUGGUUAUGAAUCUCAUCAAUUAUUUAUUGUACUAUUAAAACUUGUUAUUGAUACUUGUACAAUCCAAUUAACACCUGAUCAACUUAAUGAUUUACAAAUGAAUUGUGACUUAUUAAAUAAUCCUAUGCGAUCAGAAUUUAAACCUAAUGAAAAUGGUACAUCACCUGCAUUCUUUCAUAGAGUAGUUAGGAUUGAUAGUUUAAAGACUACAGGAAUUAUUGAAAUCCAUCCUUAUCUAUUUGGACAAUUGAAGCAUUACAGCUUUAUAACAAGAACAAAUUAUUAUUAUUUCCCCAUGAUUUAUCCUCCUAGACCAUGGGUGGCACCAGAUGAUGGAGCUUAUUUACUUAAUUUUAAAUCUAUAGUUGCUACUACAGAAAUCAAAACUUCUUUGGCAUAUUUGAAUAGAGCUCAUAAAACAAAUCAACUUGAAUCAAUUUAUAAUGGUCUUAAUGAUUUAGGUAAAGUUGCAUGGGCAAUUAAUCCCAAAGUAUUACAAGUCUUUAAAGAUAUUAUGACAAAAGAAGUAGGAUUUAUGAAAAUCCCUCCCUCAAUUGAGAAACUAAAUCAUAAAGAUAAAGCAUAUCAUGAAAAUAGAAAUAGAAGAAUUGAAAUGGAAACUUUACUUAAUGUUGCCCAAGCAUUUGGAAAUAAUGGUGAUAUAAUAUUUUCACCUCAUAAUGUUGAUUUUAGAGGUAGAGCAUAUCCUAUGAGUUCAUUUUUAAAUCAUUAUAAUGAUGAUUUAACUAGAGGUUUAUUAAUGUUUUGGAAGAGUGAACCAUUGGGAUCUGAAGGAUUUGAUUGGUUGAAAUGCCAAUUGGCGGAUUUUAUAGGUAAGGAUAAAUUAACUAGAAUUGAAAAGAUUCAAUUCAUUAAUGAUAAUUGGGAGAAGAUUAUGGAUUGUGCCAAGAGUCCAUUAACUGGUGGUCAUAAGAUUUGGAUGGAUGCUGAUGAUCCAUUUCAAGCCCUUGCAUUAUGUUUUGAAAUGCAUACUAUUGAUAAGUUCUUGGCUGAUGGAGGUAAUAUUGAAAACUAUAAGACGAGAAUAUCCGUCCAUCAAGAUGGUUCAUGUAAUGGACUUCAACAUUAUGCUGCAUUAGGAGCCGACAAAGAAGCAGCAUUAGCCGUUAAUAUCUUACCCCAACCUAAUCUUGAAGAUCGGGGUGAUAUCUAUACAACUAUGUUGGAUAAAGUUAAGGAACAAAUUACAUUUGAAAUUGAAAAGGAAAAGGAAAAGGAAAAGGAAAAUGAAAAUGAAAGUAAACCAACAGUGAAUAAUGAUAUAAAGACAACAGCAUUACAAAUCCUUAAUCGAAAGGUAAUUAAACAAACAGUAAUGACAUCUGUUUAUGGAGUAACGUUUGUUGGAGCUUCCAGACAAAUCAGUCAACGGAUUAAAGAAAUAUUGGAGUUACAUGAACUUCGAAUGAAAGAAGUAUCAUUAACCAAUGAGACUAUCAAUAUACUUGAAAAGCAACUGACUUCUGUAGCCAAUUAUAUCGCCAAUCAAAUAUUGAAGUCUCUUACAAGUUUAUUCAGUGGAGCUGAAGCUAUUCAGGAUUGGUUAACUAUGAAUACUAUAAGAAUAUUAAAUUCAAUUGAUUUAGAAACCAUUGAUUAUGCUCUUAAGAAUAAUUUAGCCACUUUACUGGAUAUAUUUUCAUUAAAAUCCACCUUUAAACCAAUGAUGUGGACAACAUUAUCAGGAUUCCCUGUUGUACAAUUAUAUAAAAAUACCAAAUUAACUCGAAUUUCAACUUCAUUACAACGAUUAACUAUUAAAAAGAGAGAUUCAAUUGCAUCUAUUGAUAGAAUCAAACAAAUUCGUGGAGUUGCGCCUAAUUUUAUUCAUUCAUUAGAUUCUAUUCAUAUGCUUAUGACAUGUCUUGCAGCUAAUAUUAAUCAUAUACCAUUUGUAGCAGUUCAUGAUUCAUUUUGGACUUAUCCAUCUCGAGCAACUGAAUUAGCUUCUAUAUUAAGAGAAGAAUUCAUUAGAUUACAUUCAUCAAAUAUUAUAGAACAUCUUCGUGAAGAUAUGAUUUAUACUACUCGGAAUUCUUAUCAAAUUGCUUGGUUUGAAAAGGAUGUAUAUCCUCAAUUAACUCAAGAUAUUGAACAAUUACGGUCAACUUAUAAGCUUCAAGGUGAAACUCCAUUAAAAAGUCGUAAUCGUAAUAGUAUAUUAUAUCAUGAAUUAGUUCUGUUGACUAAAGGUACAACUGAUAAUCCUUUAAAGAUGAUUGAACAAGUGAAUCCUAAAUUAUAUUUUAAACGAAUGAAAGUAUCCAAAAUGACCGAAUAUGGUUAUUCAAUGGAUGAGAACAACGACAAAUCCUUGCAUUUAAAACACUUAACUUAUGUAUUAGUACCUGUACGUAUAUUAGACUGUCCACCAAAGGGUAAACUAGACAUUACUCAAGUGAGAAACAGUCCCUAUUUCUUUUCCUAGAUAGAGAACUAAUGUAAAUAAAUAU